UUUUAUAUUAUUUAAAUACUUAAUGCUCGUCGUGGCUUCUCCUGAUAACUCGCUUCUUUGGACUGUCUUUUUAAACCAAAAGUGUGCUAUGGUUUCUGAUUCUGCCCUUUCGAUCACUGAAGUAGUUCUGUCUGUUGUGUACUGUUUGAGUCGGAUCUGGCGUUUUCUUCGUUUUUUUUUUUUUAAGGUGGUCGACUCUGAGGGAGAGGUUAAUUCAUUGCUGCAAAGGUGGAAUAAGCCUGUAGGAUUGUCACCCAGAUCCACAGAGAUAAAAUUUGAGGGAUCUCCUGUCUCAACAGGAUCAACAAAGGGUGGUUUAAUUUCUGUUCAAUUCACUGGAAAACCACCUGCAAGUAGUGCAAAUGGACCUGGAUUUCCCAAGUUGCACGUUCAGAGCCACAUCAAAGCAUGAAUAUGGCUGCUAGGUGAAAUUAGAAUAUCAGAGAACAUGAUAAAGUUGUCUUCAAGGUUAUAUAGGAUAAAUAAACUCACUGGUGGUUCCUGUAGUUCUCAUUCAUGCCAUUACACUUGCACUUUUGAUACGAAUGGACCUCUAAAGUUGAAAUUUUUUGGGUAAUUAAUCCCCCAUUUUAUUUCCUAAAAUGGGGGGUGGGUUAAAUUCCCCUAUAAAAUUUAGCGGGUACAUUCCAUCGAACUUUCAUAGGUGCUAUUAGUUGCCUCCUGGGCAACUAAUGCAAAGAGACUUAUGUGUUGGUGAUUAUGUCCGUAGGAGUACUUGAAGUGCUGCGGUAGGGGCCAAAUUGAUGACAUGGCAAUAUUUUGAGCAUCACAACUUGCCUUGCAAACUAUCUGUGGCGUUCUAUGUUUCGUUUGCAGACAUGGGAAUCCUGAGGA
Mangifera indica (mango) is the source of this 855-nucleotide messenger RNA. RefSeq lists its product as uncharacterized. The record is from RefSeq and is a predicted model, not a curated record. The transcript has 4 exons. Bases 23 to 412 code for a protein of 129 amino acids. Lineage: Eukaryota; Viridiplantae; Streptophyta; Magnoliopsida; Sapindales; Anacardiaceae.